This is a messenger RNA of Austrofundulus limnaeus, 3092 nucleotides long. It is a transcript of the gene galnt9, whose product is annotated as polypeptide N-acetylgalactosaminyltransferase 9. Gene Ontology annotation, molecular function: polypeptide N-acetylgalactosaminyltransferase activity. The record is from RefSeq and is a predicted model, not a curated record. NCBI's taxonomy places the organism in Eukaryota, Metazoa, Chordata, Actinopteri, Cyprinodontiformes, Rivulidae. The transcript has 11 exons. Bases 918 to 2732 code for a protein of 604 amino acids. Gene Ontology annotation, cellular component: Golgi apparatus. Gene Ontology annotation, biological process: protein O-linked glycosylation.
GAGUGGAAGCGGUCCUACUCUACUUGUGCCCACCCCUCUCUCCCCCAGCCAGUGCCUGAAUAUUCAUGACUGUGGCUCGGAACGUCAGGACGCAGCGGCGGCUCUUCCUCCUCUCUGACAGGGAGAGGAAGAGGAGCGGAGAGACAACAUGCCAAAACCCAUYGGCACCGUUCGGCUGCGUCUGACAACAAAUCUGCCCUCAACUCCUUUAAAGCUGCAGCAUCGACCAGAGGGAGGCAGCGAUUAACCUACAGGAGGAGGAGGAGGAGGAGGAGAGAAAGACGGAAAGAAAGGACGAAAAACAAGACAAGAGAGAGGGGAGAGAUAGAGAGAGAGAGGUGGGAGAGCGAAACGCCGCCUCUUUCUCUCCUCCUCAUAUUUAGCAGACGCUCCUUCAGGUUCGGAUGUGCAGAGCGGGACUAUCUGAGUGAGCACAGAACGAAGAAGUGUCAGGAGAUAAAAGCGGUGACAGUGGAGGGAAAAUGUUUUGACGCGAGCAGCUCGAGCAGAGCUGAGGAUGGAGGCGACGCAUCCGUGUGAAGCAGCUGCUGCGGGCAUGAUUUAUAGUGAGGAUGCUGCCUUCCUCUGUCGUCCUUUCUCAUUUGUAAAGUCCUGCUGAAGCUACGGAGCUGUUUAUCUCCCACCCAGAAGACCCGUUCCCUGCCCUGAACUCCUCCCUCCCCACCACACGCACCUGCCCGGGCGGCGGACUGCGAUGCUCCGCCGUGGAGGGAGCGCAGCCUCCUGAGCUGUCCGCGGUGCUGAAACGAGAGCAGCCGGACCCAGACCCCUCAGCUCACAGAAACACAGAGUGAGACAGGGGGGAGGGUGGGGGCGGACCGGGAGUGGGCGACAGAGCCGCGCAUGGACAGCUGCUGGGCUUGACUCAAGCCAGCCGCGCCGUCUCCUCUUCGUUCAUGGCUGUGGCACGCAAAAUCAAAACUUUGCUGACCGUCAACAUCCUGGUGUUCGUGGGGAUCAUCCUGUUCUCGGUGUACUGCAGGAUCCAGGACCGGUCCGAGGAGCUCAUCCAGAUCGGCCGCGUUUCCGAGCAGAGGCUGCGAGCCAGGAAUGGAAAAGUUUCCAACCUGGUGGACAGGCAGUCCAUUCUUCAGCGGCUGGAGAGGCUGGAGGAUGUGGUGUACAACCAGCUGAACGGUUUAGCGAAGCCCAUGGGGCUGGUGGAGGGACCCGGAGGCCUUGGUCAGGGGGGAGCUGCUGCCACCCUGGGAGAAGACAGUCACGAUGCUGAGGGGAAGUACGAGGAGUACGGCUACAAYGCUCAGCUCAGUGAUCGCAUCUCUCUCGACAGGAGCAUCCCUGACUACAGGCCCAAGAAGUGUAAGCAGCUGACAUACCCGGACGACCUUCCUCAGAUUUCGGUGGUCUUCAUCUUUGUGAACGAGGCUCUGUCGGUGAUCCUGCGCUCCGUUCAYAGUGUGGUCAACCACACACCGGCACACCUGCUCAAAGAAAUCAUCCUUGUAGAUGACAACAGUGACAGCGUGGAGCUGAAAUUCAACUUGGACCAGUAUGUGAACAAACGCUACCCGGGCCUGGUGAAGAUCGUGAGGAACAACAAGCGGGAGGGUUUGAUCCGAGCCAGAAUCCACGGCUGGAACGCAGCCACGGCACCUGUUGUCGGCUUCUUUGAUGCUCAUGUUGAGUUCAACACUGGCUGGUCUGAACCUAUUCUGACCCGGAUGAAAGAGGAUCACACCCGCAUCAUCCUUCCAGCCAUAGACAACAUCAAAUACAACACCUUUGAGGUGCAGCAGUACGCCAACGCUGCCCACGGCUACAACUGGGGCCUGUGGUGUAUGUACAUCAUCCCCCCGCAGGAGUGGCUGGAUAAGGGCGACGAGACAGCCCCGAUCAGAACUCCAGCUAUGAUUGGCUGCUCCUUUGUGGUUGAUCGGGAGUAUUUUGGUGAGAUCGGCCUGCUGGAUCCAGGCAUGGAGGUCUACGGAGGUGAAAACAUCGAGCUGGGAAUGAGGGUGUGGCAGUGUGGAGGGAGCAUGGAGGUCCUGCCAUGUGCCAGAGUGGCCCACAUCGAGCGCACCAAGAAGCCCUACAACAACGACAUUGACUAUUACGCCAAACGCAAUGCACUGAGAGCCGCUGAAGUGUGGAUGGAUGAAUACAAAUCCCACGUCUACAUGGCCUGGAACAUUCCCAUGAACAACCCAGGCGUUGACUUUGGAGAUGUGUCGGAUCGUUUGGCCUUGAGGAAAAGGAUGCAGUGUCGGAGUUUUCGCUGGUACCUGGAGCACGUUUACCCAGAGAUGCGGAUCUACAACAACACCAUCACAUACGGCGAGGUGAGGAAUAGUAAAGCUAGUGGAUACUGCCUCGAUCAAGGAUCUGAGGACGAUGACAAAGCCAUCCUCUACCCCUGCCAUGGAAUGUCAUCUCAGCUUGCCCGCUACUCUUCAGAAGGCCUUCUCCAGCUUGGACCACUGGGGUCGACGACUUUCCUGCCCGACACAAAAUGUCUCAUCGAUGACGGCAGAGGACGUACUCCAAGUCUGAAAAAGUGUGAGGUCGUCUCGAGGGUUUCUCAAAGGCUUUGGGACUUCACACAGAACGGUCCAAUUAUUAACAGAGACACUGGUCGGUGUUUGGAAGUCGAAAUGUCUAAAGAUGCCAAUUUUGGCUUACGUCUUGUGGUCCAGAGAUGCUCCGGCCAGAAGUGGAUCAUUCGAAACUGGAUUAAACAUCCUAGGCACUGAUUUAAAAAAGAAAGACUUGUGAACAAUUUGGGCAGCGUUUACAGUCGAAGUUGGCUUUUGAAUGUGGACAGCUCAGGGACGAGCAGGAGCUGUGUGGUUUUUCACAUGACUGACUCCACAAUACACUGAUCUUUCCUCAGCUCACRGAGCUUCUCUUACACUGAGUCUUAAAGAUGAAUAGCAUAAACUGAGCUUAGUGUUCAAACCAGACAUUAAGACCAGCUGUGGUGUUUGAAACAGCCCACUUUUCUGACMUUCAGCCAUAUGUAUAGAACACAUCACCUCUGCGCAGUCUCCCAACACUGCUUCUGUAUCCUACGGGAGGGUUUCUACUGUAAAAGUCUCAAAUCAUUGGGGGGG